This is a messenger RNA of Exophiala xenobiotica, 1008 nucleotides long. RefSeq lists its product as uncharacterized. Gene Ontology annotation, biological process: carboxylic acid metabolic process. Gene Ontology annotation, molecular function: catalytic activity. The record is from RefSeq and is a predicted model, not a curated record. Bases 1 to 1008 code for a protein of 335 amino acids. The transcript has a single exon. NCBI's taxonomy places the organism in Eukaryota, Fungi, Ascomycota, Eurotiomycetes, Chaetothyriales, Herpotrichiellaceae.
AUGGCUACCAUGGAGAAAGUCUUCGCCGGCUACGAAGCCCGCCAAAAGGUUCUGGAAGCCAGCACAAACCCCUUCGCCAAAGGGGUCGCCUGGGUCGAAGGCAAGCUCGUUCCCGUCAACGAAGCGCGCAUCCCCUUAAUGGACCAGGGUUUCUUGCACAGCGACCUGACAUAUGACGUCCCCUCCGUCUGGGACGGCCGCUUCUUUCGGCUCGAUGACCACCUAGAUCGAUUCGAGCUCAGCUGCUCGAAAAUGAGAUUCAAGAUGCCGCUGCCACGACAGGAAGUCAAGCGUAUCCUCGUUGACAUGGUCGCUAAGAGCGGCAUCAAGGACGCCUUUGUCGAGAUCAUCGUCACUCGAGGGCUUAAGGGCGUCCGCGGCCUUAAAGCCGGCGAGAGCCUAACGAACAACUUGUACAUGUGGAUCCAGCCGUACAUCUGGGUCAUGGAGCCCGAGAUGCAGCGCACCGGUGGCAGUGCCAUCAUCGCGCGGACGGUUAAGCGAACGUCUCCUGGCUCCAUGGACCCGACGGUCAAGAACCUCCAGUGGGGCGACCUCACGCGCGGCAUGUUAGAAGCCCAGGAUCGCGGCGCCGAUUACCCCUUUCUAACAGACGGAGACGGCAACAUCACCGAAGGGUCAGGGUUCAAUAUCGUCUUUAUCAAGGAUGGCGUGUUGUACACUCCCGACCGCGGGGUACUCAAGGGUGUCACGCGCAAGAGCGUUGCCGACGCUGCCAAAGCGAACGGUAUUGAAAUGCGCAUCGAGUUCGUGCCGACGGAGAUGGCUUAUCAAUGCGAUGAGUGCUUCAUGUGUACGACCGCUGGCGGAGUCAUGCCUAUCACCUCCAUGGACGGUCAACCAAUUGGCGAUGGCAAGGUCGGUCCCGUGACGAAGGAGAUCUGGGAUGGUUACUGGGCGAUGCAUUAUGAUGACAAGUACAGCUUCAAGAUUGAUUACGAGGAGAAGUCCGCCAAUGGUACAAACGGUGUGAAUGGAGUGCAUUGA